Messenger RNA from Lutzomyia longipalpis, 1678 nucleotides. RefSeq names its product juvenile hormone esterase-like. The record is from RefSeq and is a predicted model, not a curated record. The transcript has 4 exons. Lineage: Eukaryota; Metazoa; Arthropoda; Insecta; Diptera; Psychodidae. The coding region runs from base 379 to 1620 and encodes 413 amino acids.
UUGAAGGAUGUGGAAGUUUGCUCCAAAGCAGGAUGUGUUCGUGGAAAAACUGAACCUGGUCGAAAAAAUCCAUAUGAAGCUUUCUAUGGUAUCCCGUAUGCAGAAUCUCCAGUAGGAAAGUUAAGAUUCGAAAAUCCUUUACCCCAUAGAGGAUGGGAAGGAUACUGGGAUGCUACAUAUCCCAGAAGUGACUGUACACAACGCAAUGUAUAUGUUUUUACCAGACCAAUUCUAGGCUCAGAAGAUUGCCUCUAUCUCAAUGUCUACCGUCCUAAAUACCAGAAAGAUAAACUAAAUUAUCCAGUUAUUGUUUUUAUCCAUGGAGGAGGUCUCACAUCAUUUUCCUCUAGUCCUGAUUACUUCAGUCCGGAAUAUUUUAUGGACAACGGAGAGGUGAUUCUGGUGACACUCAAUUACAGAUUAGGAACAUUUGGGUUUCUUUGCUCCGGUGAUGAAGCAGUUAAGGGAAAUUUUGGAUUAAAGGAUCAACAGUUAGCACUGAAAUGGGUAGCAUCCAAUAUAGAAGCCUUUGGUGGUGAUCCUAAUUCGGUUACACUCCUUGGGAAGACAGCUGGGGCACUUUCAGCACAUUAUCACAUGAUGAAUUCAGUGUCUUCAGCUCUUUUCCAUCGUAUAAUUUUAAUGAGUGGUACUGCUAUAUCACCUUUCGCGUUUUCAUACGAUUGGAAGUUGAGAUAUCGUUUGAGCGCUAAAUAUAGUGGACUAGAAGGAUGGGAUACUGCUUCUACUUAUGAGCUGGCAAAUCAGUUGAAGUCGUUAGAUCCAAUUAGGCUAGUUUUAACCAUGGAUCUCUUGUACACCAUGGUACUAACACCUCUGACACCACUGCGUCCUUGCAUUGAAGGUGACUGGGAGGGUGCCUUCCUAAGGGAUGAUCCCAGAAAAAUUUGGGCUGAAGGAAGAUUUAACCAAAAGCCUAUUUUUAUUGGCACAACGACUGAUCAAGGAACAAUUGCAGCAGCUAUAACAAUUAAUCAGACACGUUUGAAUGUAUUUAAUGAGAACAUCCACGAUUUUCUUCCAAUUCAGUUGGACUUUGAUCCUAAGUACGUUAAAGAAGUUUUGGAAUAUUACUUGGGGAAAGACUAUAUUGACAAGUCUAAUUUUGAAGCAUAUUAUAAGAUGUUUGGCGACAGAACAAUGAGAUACCCGUUGAUUAAGUUAGUCAAUCAGUACUUGAGAUAUGCCGAUGUUAAACAGAAUCCGAUUUAUAUUUACGAAUUUGGAUUCAGGAGUCAGUACACCUUUCUCAAAUAUGCUACAGGAGCUAAUAUAAAUUUAGGAGUUAGUCAUUACGAUGAUUACCCUUAUAUAUUUAACAUGCCCUCUUUCUUCCCAUUGUUUCACCCACAUACCCCGGAGGGUUUGAUGGCUGAUACUUUCGUUAAGACUUUGGUCACCUUUGCUGUUCAUGGAGAAGUCAAAGCUUGGGCUCCAUUUGAGCAGUGUACAUCCAAUACAAACAUACCAUUCUGCGAUCGACAGAUAUUUGAAAGGUUCAAUAAAACGGAACCUGAUUCGGUAAUCGUAUCAGUUACCGAUCAAGUAAAUACUGAAAUGGUUAAAUUCUGGAAUCACAUUGACAAAGAAUUUCAAUAAUAUGUAUAGUUAAUGUAAAAUGGUUCUAAAAAAUGUUUUGAAAUACAAAAAGCUUAUA